Molecule: messenger RNA, 708 nt
Organism: Cucurbitaria berberidis CBS 394.84
Lineage: Eukaryota; Fungi; Ascomycota; Dothideomycetes; Pleosporales; Cucurbitariaceae
Product: HAD-like protein
Exons: 3
Coding region: 1-708 (235 amino acids)
Source: RefSeq, a predicted model, not a curated record
AUGACCCCGCCCGUGCGACCUCGGCGGUUUGCACCGUUAGAUCCUAGAAAAAGGAAAGAAGAUGACGACAGGCCUCUAUUGAAGGGCAUCGUGUUCGAUGUAGAUGGAACGUUAUGUUUGCCUCAAAAUUACAUGUUCGCAGAGAUGCGGGCAGCCCUCGGAAUCAGCAAACCAACGGACAUACUUGAUCACAUCUAUUCACUACCAGAGAGCGAGCAGGAAGAAGCCCACGAGAAGAUUCGCAAUAUCGAGCGCACUGCCAUGAAAUCCCAACAACCACAAGCUGGUCUCGUUGAGCUCAUGGACUACCUGGACUCACGAAGCAUCAAGAAGGGCAUCUGUACGCGAAACUUUGACGCACCUGUCAAUCACCUCCUUACCACCUUUCUGCCAUCCUCGGAGUUCAGCCCGGUCGUGACACGAGAGUUCAGGCCACCGAAGCCUGACCCCGCAGGCAUCUUGCACAUUGCAAAAGAUUGGAUGCAUGAAGAUGGAGGUAGGAGCUUAAUCAUGGUCGGUGACUCGAUCGAUGAUAUGACAGCGGGUUUUCGUGCUGGAGCAGCGACGGUUCUUCUGGUCAAUGAAACAAAUAAGCACCUCGCCGAGCAUCAACACACGGAUCUUGUAGUGGAGCAGCUGGAUGAUUUGAUCGAGAUCUUAGAGAAUGGAUUCGAGGGAAUAGUCGAAGCCAAUGAGGAGAGUGGGUGA